Molecule: messenger RNA, 186 nt
Organism: Colletotrichum spaethianum
Lineage: Eukaryota; Fungi; Ascomycota; Sordariomycetes; Glomerellales; Glomerellaceae
Exons: 1
Coding region: 1-186 (61 amino acids)
Source: RefSeq, a predicted model, not a curated record
AUGCUGGCGCUGCAGCUCCUUGUUGCGGGCCUCGGCGGCGUUCUUGGCGGCCUGCAGGUCCUCGGUCUGCUGCUUCCGCCAGGUAUAGGCUGGCGCCCGUCACUGGCGCUCGUGGGGACGCUGAGCCGUGAGAUGGAGAAGCGCUGGUCCUGUUCGGCGGGUCGGGUAUGGCUUUCAGGUCGAUGA